AAGUGUGCCGUGGAGAGGAUAGGCCACAGGAGGGGUAGCCCCUAGCUACGUAAUACCAUGGUGGGAUUUUGGUGCUACUGCGCUCAGGACCAUGCCAGCAGGUUAGUAGGAAAGAGUGUUAUCGGGCCGGUUACCGCACCAGGGUCCCCGGGGUGAGCCCACCCGGCCCUAGGGCUGCUGCAGGCGGGCAGAGCAUGAGAGGCAGAGAGCCCCUGGAGCAGCUGAUCCAGAAGCUCCGGGGAGCUGGGGAAGAUGCAGGCGGGCUGAUGGUGCGUGCUUUGCGGGGAGAAAACAUGGGAGCAUGGGGGGAAGUGCUCCAUUUUAACACAGAAUCAGAUUCCUGGGAGUCAGGGGCGCUUCACCAGCAGCAUGGCCGAGGAGGGGGCCCCUCAGGCGGGCAGAGCAAGAGAGGCAGAGAGCCCCUGGAGCAGCUGAUCCAGAAGCUCCGGGGAGCUGGGGAAGAUGCAGGCGGGCUGAUGGUGCGUGCUUUGCGGGUAGAAACCCUGGGAGCAUGGGGGGAAGUGCUCCAUUUUAACGCAGAAUCAGAUUCCUGGGAGUCAGGGGCGCUUCACCAGCAGCAUGGCCGAGGAGGGGGCCCCUCAGGCGGGCAGAGCAAGAGAGGCAGAGAGCCCCUGGAGCAGCUGAUCCAGAAGCUCCGGGGAGCUGGGGAAGAUGCAGGCGGGCUGAUGGUGCGUGCUUUGCGGGGAGAAAACAUGGGAGCAUGGGGGGAAGUGCUCCAUUUUAACGCAGAAUCAGAUUCCUGGGAGUCAGGGGCGCUUCACCAGCAGCAUGGCCGAGGAGGGGGCCCCUCAGGCGGGCAGAGCAAGAGAGGCAGAGAGCCCCUGGAGCAGCUGAUCCAGAAGCUCCGGGGAGCUGGGGAAGAUGCAGGCGGGCUGAUGGUGCGUGCUUUGCGGGGAGAAAACAUGGGAGCAUGGGGGGAAGUGCUCCAUUUUAACGCAGAAUCAGAUUCCUGGGAGUCAGGGGCGCUUCACCAGCAGCAUGGCCGAGGAGGGGGCCCCUCAGGCGGGCAGAGCAAGAGAGGCAGAGAGCCCCUGGAGCAGCUGAUCCAGAAGCUCCGGGGAGCUGGGGAAGAUGCAGGCGGGCUGAUGGUGCGUGCUUUGCGGGGAGAAAACAUGGGAGCAUGGGGGGAAGUGCUCCAUUUUAACGCAGAAUCAGAUUCCUGGGAGUCAGGGGCGCUUCACCAGCAGCAUGGCCGAGGAGGGGGCCCCUCAGGCGGGCAGAGCAAGAGAGGCAGAGAGCCCCUGGAGCAGCUGAUCCAGAAGCUCCGGGGAGCUGGGGAAGAUGCAGGCGGGCUGAUGGUGCGUGCUUUGCGGGGAGAAAACAUGGGAGCAUGGUGAAAAAUUUUCAAAGUGUGCCGUGGAGAGGAUAGGCCACAGGAGGGGUAGCCCCUAGCUACGUAAUACCAUGGUGGGAUUUUGGUGCUACUGCGCUCAGGACCAUGCCAGCAGGUUAGUAAGGGAGAGUGCUGGAGGUCCUGCAGCCGCACCAGAGUCCCCGGAGGUCGGCUGCAGCACCAGUGUCUCGGAGGGUGGAAAAAUUUUCAGAGUGUGCCGUGGAGAGGAUAGGCCACAGGAGGGGUAGCCCCUAGCUACGUAAUACCAUGGUGGGAUUUUGGUGCUACUGGGCUCAGGACCAUGCCAGCAGGUUAGUAAGGGAGAGUGCUGGAGGUCCUGCAGCCGCACCAGAGUCCCCGGAGGUCGGCUGCAGCACCAGUGUCUCGGAGGGUGGAAAAAUUUUCAGAGUGUGCCGUGGAGAGGAUAGGCCACAGGAGGGGUAGCCCCUAGCUACGUAAUACCAUGGUGGGAUUUUGGUGCUACUGGGCUCAGGACCAUGCCAGCAGGUUAGUAAGGGAGAGUGCUGGAGGUCCUGCAGCCGCACCAGAGUCCCCGGAGGUCGGCUGCAGCACCAGUGUCUCGGAGGGUGGAAAAAUUUUCAGAGUGUGCCGUGGAGAGGAUAGGCCACAGGAGGGGUAGCCCCUAGCUACGUAAUACCAUGGUGGGAUUUUGGUGCUACUGGGCUCAGGACCAUGCCAGCAGGUUAGUAGGGGAGAGUGCUGGAGGUCUGGCAGCCGCCCCGGUGUCCCCGGAGGUCGGCUGCCGCACCAGUGU
This is a messenger RNA of Cyprinodon tularosa, 2129 nucleotides long. RefSeq lists its product as uncharacterized. The transcript is spliced from 2 exons. The coding region runs from base 195 to 1358 and encodes 387 amino acids. NCBI's taxonomy places the organism in Eukaryota, Metazoa, Chordata, Actinopteri, Cyprinodontiformes, Cyprinodontidae. The record is from RefSeq and is a predicted model, not a curated record.